AUGAGUACAAUUUCUACCCAGAUCAAAUAUCUUAGCCAAACAGCGACGACAGACAAAGAUGUCGUGAAUCCGAAGCUCUCUUUUCACGAGCGCAAACUUGCAUACCGGUCCCGGCCUGAGGCGGACUAUGAGCGACCAAGGGUCAAAGUGUCGUCCAUGCGUGGCAAAGAGGACGACUUUAGUCUGCAAGAUCAAGGGUUCCAAGUGUCAACUCUACAUACAAAGUGCACCAACUUUCACGAUCCAGAGACAGUGAAGCAGACCUUCUACCCCGAGGUUGUGGCUCUGCUCAAAAAGGUCGCCGGAGCCAAGUUUGUCCGCCCGUACGAUCAUACUCUCCGCUACCAGACAGAGGCCGAUUCACUGGCGGCGCCACCAGACAACACGACAGCCGACAUCCAUGGACCGGCAAGAAUUGUCCACGUUGACGACACCCCGAAGAAUGCCCAUCGUAUGAAGGAGGAAGAUUUAAGUGAAGUGGAACUUGCCCAAUGGGGCGGAGUUCCAUUUGCCAUCAUGAAUGUGUGGAAACCUCUUAAGCCAGUCCGACGCGAUCCAUUGGCAUUGAUCGACGCACGGACGAUAUGCAACGAUGAUCGUCUCGCUCAGCCAUUGCCUGCGCCGGAUACCUUCGGUGGCGACUGGGAAGUGUUCCUGCUCAGGUGGAAUACCAGCCACAAGUGGUGGUACCUGCAAGCUCAGGAGACGCACGAAGCAUUGGUAUUUAAGAUGUACGAUAGUAGAGAAGAGGAUGGCUUUAUGGGUGCGGCACACGUCUCUGUCGAGGAACCGGGUACUGAACACAUCCGCGAAGCGCGUGAAAGUAUAGAAGUGAGGAGUCUGGUCUUCUUUUAG
Messenger RNA from Zasmidium cellare ATCC 36951, 855 nucleotides. RefSeq lists its product as uncharacterized. The coding region runs from base 1 to 855 and encodes 284 amino acids. Gene Ontology annotation, molecular function: oxidoreductase activity. The record is from RefSeq and is a predicted model, not a curated record. Lineage: Eukaryota; Fungi; Ascomycota; Dothideomycetes; Mycosphaerellales; Mycosphaerellaceae. The transcript has a single exon.